Prunus mume (Japanese apricot) is the source of this 1377-nucleotide messenger RNA. The record is from RefSeq and is a predicted model, not a curated record. NCBI's taxonomy places the organism in Eukaryota, Viridiplantae, Streptophyta, Magnoliopsida, Rosales, Rosaceae.
AUGGUCUUAUUCGUCAAGAAAGAUAAGAGGGAUGAGUUUGAUGUUGAGGCAUUUAUAAGGAACUAUGAAUCGCUUACUCCAAAGCGGUAUACCUAUGCAAACGUCAAGAAAAUGACAGACUCUUUCAAAGAUAAAAUAGGUAAAGGUGGAUACGGAACUGUGUACAAAGGCAGGCUACCUGAUGGCCUUCUCGUGGCAGUCAAAGUCCUAAGCGAGUCCAAGGGUAAUGGAGAAGACUUUAUUAAUGAAGUUGCUAGCAUUGGUAGAACCUCCCAUGUCAACAUAGUCACUCUUUCUGGAUUCUGUUACGAGCGGGGCAAAAGAGCUUUGAUUUAUGAGUUCAUGCCUAAUGGAUCUCUGGAUAAUUUCAUACAUAAGUACGGAUCUGAAAUGGCAAAUUUUCGAUUAGAAUGGAAAACGCUAUCUGAAAUUGCAGUUGGUAUUGCGCGAGGACUAGAAUACUUACACCGUGGAUGUAACACAAGAAUUUUGCAUUUUGACAUAAAGCCACAGAACAUUCUUCUCGACAAAGAUUUUCACCCAAAAGUCUCUGAUUUUGGCCUUGCCAAAUUAUGCAAAACGAAGGACAGUAUUGUAUCGAUGAUGGGGACAAGAGGAACUGCAGGAUACAUUGCACCAGAAUUGUUUAGCCGGAACUUUGGUGGAGUAUCUCACAAAUCUGAUGUUUACAGCUACGGUAUGUUGGUUCUUGAAAUGGUUGGAGCAAAAAACAAUUUGGAUUCGGGAGUGUCUCAUACGAGUGAAAUGUUUCCACAUUAUGUUUAUAAAGAUCUAGAGCUAGAAAAGGAUGAAAAUGCAUUUGGGGCAAUCACAGAGGAGGAAAAAGAAAUAGCAACAAAGAUGGUAUUAAUAAGUCUGUGGUGCAUUCAGACCAUUCCUUCUGAUCGGCCAUCAAUGAGCAAAGUUGUAGAGAUGUUGGAAGGACCCCUUCAUUCCUUGCGAAUUGCACCCAAACCUUUCUUGUUUUCUCCUACAAUAGCUGCAGAAGACUCUACAACUACAACUAGUGGCGGAUCCACCAUGGGGCCAAUGGUGUCAGACGGCCCCAUGGCAGCCCUGGAAAUGGCUUCGAGGUCCAAUGUUGGCCUUGGCAACCAUGGGAGACGACCCCAUGGAGAAGAAGACAUAUAUGCUAAUAUUCUUCUAAUCCAAACUGCUUCACAUGUUGCACUUGUGGCUGAAAUAUAUUCUGCUUCGGCUGUUGAUAAUGCCACUGUACUUUGCUUCUUCGAUGACCAUGAUAUAACUUUUCUUCCCAAGAAAAAGACAUGCUCAGAUGUGCUUCUUCUAUCAUCAAUUGCACCAGCCCAAUCACUGUCUGUGAACCCAACUAAAAUGGUUUCUUUCUCUUGUUGA